AUGUGGUGUUAUUUAUUUAUUUUUUUUCUUUUUGUCCUGGGAUGGACAGGAUUUUUAUUGGUAGUGUUACUGGGCAAUAGGCGGGUAAGAGCAAAGAAGUGCACUGUGGAUUACAUUCGAGAUGAAGACUUUUCUUCUUUUUUGUUCAUAAUUUGUUUCCUUUCAUUUUUCUUCACCUUCUUCAGUUUCUUAUUUGUUUACUUUGGUUUGUUCUUUUUUUAUCGCUUGCUUUCUUUCAUCUUUCCUUCAUCUGUUUUAUUCUUUCUUUCUCUUUUUUAUUCAUUAUUUCUUUUCUUCAUUUUCUGUUUAUUUAUUUUUUCCGUAUUUAUUUAUUUGUUUCAUAAUUUUUUCCUUUCUUCUUACACUUUUUCCUUCAUUUAUUUCCUUCUUUUUCUUUUGUUUUGUUAUAUCUUUCUCUUUCUUCUAAUUCUUAAUUUUCUUCUUUUUCAUGACUUUUCUUUCUUUGCACUCUUUUUUCUUUCUCAUCAUUUCUUUCUUUCUUGUUUUUUUUACAACUUUGAUUUACUUCAUGUUUUCCUUAUUUGGCUGCUAAUUUUCUUGUUUCUUUCUUGCUUUUUACUUGUUUUCUUACUUUUCUUAUUUCUUUUUCUCCCACUCUCUUCAUUUGCUUUACUGUUUCCAUUUCACCACUUUCUUUCUUUCUUUCUUUCUUUCUUUCUUUCUUUCUUGCUUGCCUGCUUAAUUAAUUGA
Messenger RNA from Acanthosepion pharaonis, 711 nucleotides. NCBI's taxonomy places the organism in Eukaryota, Metazoa, Mollusca, Cephalopoda, Sepiida, Sepiidae. The record is from the annotation of a GenBank genome assembly.